This is a messenger RNA of Ceratitis capitata (Mediterranean fruit fly), 1180 nucleotides long. RefSeq names its product cuticle protein (gene Cpr23B). Bases 116 to 1168 code for a protein of 350 amino acids. The transcript has 2 exons. NCBI's taxonomy places the organism in Eukaryota, Metazoa, Arthropoda, Insecta, Diptera, Tephritidae. Gene Ontology annotation, cellular component: extracellular matrix. The record is from RefSeq and is a predicted model, not a curated record.
UAUUUCACACGACUCGUUGGAAGAUCACAGUCGCACAACAUCACGAAGCGCAUAACAAGUAGCCAACGAGCGAGGGAGUAUUAAUUGAUUAUUGCAAAGGAUAAAUAUUUGAAAAAUGGCGUUCAAGUUUGUCUUCCUCGUAAGCAUAGUUGCUUUGUCGGCCCUCGCUGACAUCACUUCUGCUGAGUUCGAUUAUAAUCCAGAACUUUAUAAUGGCAACAAUAGCAAUAAUAAUAAUAACAACAACAACAACAAUAAGAAUGUCAACACCUACAGCGAUAGCGUGCAACAGCCAGCCAAUAGUUAUAGCGCGCCAUUGACGGCAUUGAAUGGCUUCAACAACAACAACAACAACAAUGCGGCACCACCACAACAACAGCAGCAGUCCACAUUAAAUGGUUACAACUACAAUGCCAAUAAUUUGCCCAAGAAUAAUUAUAACAACAAUGCCGCACCGCAACAACAACAGCUAAAACUACCGCAACAACAACAAAAUAAUUAUGCUUACAACAAUGGCGGCGCAGAAAAGCCACUUACCAACGGCGUACCCACACCAGUCGGUUAUGAUUACACACCACAAAAUUUAGCCGCACUAUCCGCAUCCUCAUCAUCCUCGUCAUCCUCGUCGUCAGCGUCUAGUGUUGGCACAUUCGGCAGGCUGCAGACAUCGUUCAGCGCACAGGCACAUCAAUCCGCCGCACCAGUUGAGGAAUACAAUCCACCCGCCAAAUACGAUUACAGUUACAAUGUGCAUAAUGAAGACACUAAUGAUAUUAAGUCGCAUGCCGAGGCUCGCGAUGGCUACUUUGUACAGGGCUCAUAUACUGUUGUGGACCCCGAUGGUUUCCAGCGCACUGUUAGUUACACCGUCGAUGGUCCAAGUGGCUUCAAUGCUGUCGUUAAUCGUGUGCCAUUUGCCUUGAAACCAUUGCCGACGGUACGCACGCCCGCCAGCACUGCUGCACCCGUUGCUCAGCUUGCUGAGUUGCCGCUAACCACUGGUGUUUCGUUGGAGCAGUCUUCAGCCGCUUCGGCUUCAGCCACAGUGGCAGGAGUUGAGCAGCAGGAGAGCACCGACACAACACGCAUCGAUUUGCCAGUGCAGCCAAGUGACAGUUACUUGACGCCCCCCGUCGAUUCACGUGACGGUAAAGGGCCAUACCCAUAAGAGUUUAGUGCU